AAUCUGCUCUCUCUCUUUACUAUACUUUCCCUCCUCGCGCACUCAAACAGCACUUUCCCCUUUUUGACCAGAUAUAUUUUCAUUUCCCCAAAUGAAAUGGGAAAUGGAGAUAGACGAGAUUGAAGCCGUGCUCGAGAAAAUAUGGGAUUUGCACGACAAGCUCAGCGACGCCAUCCACUCCAUCUCUCGAGCUCAUUUCCUCAAUUCUAUUAAGAACCCCACCCGGAGACCCGAUGCUUUUUCUGUCAACCGGAAGAAGAAAUCCCCUGACGAUGAUCCGGAUAACAAAAUCGGGUCGGGCUUUGUCUUCGUCAAGGAGUUCCGGAUCGACGACGAUGAAGUGGCGGUUCUCGAGGCCAAGAGCUUGUACUCUAUUCGGACUGCCCUCGAGAAUCUCGAAGACCAGCUUGAGUUCUUCCAUACUGUACAAACUCAACAGAAGGCAGAGAGAGAUGCAGCGGUAGCCCGUCUUGAACAAAGUCGUAUUAUCCUUGCAAUGAGGCUGGCUGAUCAUCAAGGAAAGAAAUACAAAGUCAUUGAAGAAGCGCAAGCUUUGGUAGGUGAUGUGCGUGAUGCAAGCCCUUUUGUUGCACCUGAACAUCUAUAUGGCUCAACACCAUAUCCUUCCAAUGAAAAGUUUGUGCCAGAGAAAGGGAAAAGGUCAAACGCAGUUGUCAAUUUCCUUCUUUCGAGCUAUGCUUUUGUUACAAAGUCCCUUAAAUUGGAUCAAACAGUUGGGAUGGUGGGGAAUGCUGCUUUGCUUGCUAUAAGCAUGCUUGCAUUUUUACAUCUUAAUCAAAUCGGUCACAAGAUGCAAGAUCCUCCAACUUUUGACAGAGAGGGAAGAAAGUUCUCUCAGUCGCGUGGUUCAUCAUCUGGUGAUGCUUUAACACAGUUGGAUGUCACGUUGGCUAGGGGUUGAGCUGUUGCAGACCUUGAGUUCUGAAAAUAAUGAAUUGUUUGCUGCUAUGAUGAAGAAGAGGAGAUCCAUAAUGUGCAUCUCCUCACCUUUUGGUAGAUUAGGUUAUUAUGUGUGAGUUCUGUUAGCCUUACUUAGGUCAGUUCAAUAUGUUUUUGCAGCUUUCACCUUCAUGCUCUCAUAUCUUGUGAGGAAAGAGGAUUUUAGUUUUUAACUUGAGACUUCAAAUAUUUGGCUGUGUAUAGUGAAGAUUUUAGGUUUAUUGUUUUGAA
Salvia hispanica is the source of this 1191-nucleotide messenger RNA. RefSeq names its product plastid division protein PDV1-like. NCBI's taxonomy places the organism in Eukaryota, Viridiplantae, Streptophyta, Magnoliopsida, Lamiales, Lamiaceae. The record is from RefSeq and is a predicted model, not a curated record. Gene Ontology annotation, biological process: chloroplast fission.